This is a messenger RNA of Synchiropus splendidus (mandarinfish), 678 nucleotides long. RefSeq names its product zinc finger, HIT-type containing 3 (gene znhit3). The record is from RefSeq and is a predicted model, not a curated record. NCBI's taxonomy places the organism in Eukaryota, Metazoa, Chordata, Actinopteri, Syngnathiformes, Callionymidae. Gene Ontology annotation, cellular component: pre-snoRNP complex; nucleus. Bases 80 to 529 code for a protein of 149 amino acids. The transcript has 5 exons. Gene Ontology annotation, biological process: maturation of LSU-rRNA from tricistronic rRNA transcript (SSU-rRNA, 5.8S rRNA, LSU-rRNA); box C/D snoRNP assembly; snoRNA localization. Gene Ontology annotation, molecular function: protein binding.
ACUUCCGUAUGUAGACACGCUUUGCACCACUAGGAAACAUAGUUAAAUCUUGUGAUUUGCGUUUUACCAACUCGACACAAUGCAGAUUUGUAGCGUUUGCAGCGAUCAAGAAACGAAGUACAGAUGUCCGGCUUGCAAAAUAAGAUAUUGUUCACUUGGCUGUUACAAGAUACAUAAAGAAACUUGUGCUCCUGUAGAUGGGUCUUCAACAUCGAUUGCUGAUGUGAAGGAGACUAGUGUCACGGAACCUUGGAAUGUGGAUGAUCUUCUUCAUGAGGAUGACAUAACAGAUAAAGUGCCUCUGCAGCGCCUCCAGCAACUGGCUCAUUCAAAAGAACUCAAGGAUCUUCUUUGCAACCCACAUCUGAGACAGUUGCUGCUGAGUGUGGACAGCGCUGAAAGUAAAGACGAGGCAAUGAAGACCGCCAUGCAGGAACCUCUGUUCGUGGAGUUUUCCAAUCAAUGCUUGAAAAUUGUAGAACAUGAAGCAGAAUUGUCGUCUUAUGUAGAUGAUGAUGACGAUUUUUAAAAAAACAGGUGUCGUGUAAAUAUGUACAUAUUCUUUUUAUGAGGUGUCAUUUCACAUUUUGUUACAGUUUGCUAGUUAGUCGGUUUAAAACAAAACACGUUUUCCAUUGAUCACAUGGAACAUUUAUUUCAAAAAUUAAACAUGUUUCA